Molecule: messenger RNA, 878 nt
Organism: Haliotis rufescens (red abalone)
Lineage: Eukaryota; Metazoa; Mollusca; Gastropoda; Lepetellida; Haliotidae
Product: NEDD4-binding protein 2-like
Exons: 5
Coding region: 240-806 (188 amino acids)
Source: RefSeq, a predicted model, not a curated record
AAACUCGAUUGAUCCGUUUUACUUUCGUUUUGCGCGAAACCGUGCGACAGUAAUUCGCCUUUACCGGUUUAUACAAAAAAGAGCGCAUUGUUGUGUUAGACAAACAAUGGGAUCGUGUAUACAGAAAUGUUGCUCAUGUGAAAGCGCCGCUGUUUACAGUGAUUCAGUAUAUCACUGUGUCAGCUACAUGUUGUGGGUUUGUUUUGUGUUUGUUUAACGCCGCACUCGGCAAUAUUCUUAUGGCACCUACAGGGUAUGACGGCUCACUCAAAACAACACGCUUUAUAACGGUAUUGAUAACAGCUCGGUUGAUGAAGUCCCCUAGGAUGAAGUGUGUGAAUGUGUUGCUUGUGCGUCGCGCCCAAGUCUGCAGGAGAUACCCGGAACAAGAAAGCUUGACAUUUCAUCGUCGCAUUCAACUCGAAAUGGGAGACGUGGAGGUAGUGAUAUUUCUGGCUGUUAUCUUGGUCAUAAUUAUCAUCGUUUUCUGCUAUCUUCCAGAUGGCGGACAAACAGUUCAACAAUUUAAUGGAUCAGAGAUAUAUUUAGAAUCAACUAGUUUCACCAGGUACCCCACACUCGAUCUCCAUGGGAAUUCUGUCAGUAGUGCGAUUGACAAGUUAAACCAGCGCCUUAAUUACGGUGGGCCAAUAACUGUCAUCACCGGUCAAGGUCACCACAGCUAUGGUGGUAUUGACAAGAUACGACGAGCCGUCAUCGACUAUCUGGAUGACCGUUUGUAUACUUACAGUUAUACUAUUGAUGACUUGAACCCGGGACGUAUUCACAUCCAUCGCAGAUACUAGUAUAUAUAUUGAUACAUCUAAUUGUAAUGGUUGUGUUCACAUCAAUCACAAAUAAAUAUAUUAAUACAUCUA